AUGUGUUACUAUGGUGGAUACUAUGGAGGCCUGGGCUAUGGCUAUGGAGGCCUAGGCUGUGGCUAUGGCUGUGGCUAUGGCUGUGGCUAUGGUGGCUAUGGUUAUGGCUGCUGCCGCCCACUGUGCUGUAGAAGAUACUGGUCCUAUGGUUUCUACUGA
Messenger RNA from Rattus rattus (black rat), 159 nucleotides. RefSeq names its product keratin-associated protein 20-2-like. Lineage: Eukaryota; Metazoa; Chordata; Mammalia; Rodentia; Muridae. The coding region runs from base 1 to 159 and encodes 52 amino acids. The transcript has a single exon. The record is from RefSeq and is a predicted model, not a curated record.